AUGUUAGAACAACAACAACACCAACAAGAUGUGCUAAACGUAUUCUUCAGCAAACCACAAAAAAGAAUAUUUGAUUCACAAUCACUGCUCUAUUUUCAACGAUCCGUGGCUAUCCAGAGAAUAAGACACUAUUUGAAGAAAUAUGUCCAGCUGAUGACUGGAAGACCAAUUCCAAACAUCGAUGGAUAUGUGCCACAUUAUAAGACCACACAUAGGGUUGUCCAUCUUUUAGACACCCUAUACAGUUUGUUUUUGUCUACUCCACCCCUGAAGGGUCCAAGACGGUUUGGUAACAUGGCUGAUAGAUUAUGGCACGAUAAAAAACACGAAGUCAUUAGAUUGUUGAUCAGAGAGAUUCUUGUUGAUUUAUCCACCCGAUAUCAAGAUGGUAAAAAUGAACAUCUGAUUGAUGAAUUGCAAUACUAUAUUGAAAAUUCUUUCGGGUCAAAGGUCAGAUUGGAUUAUGGUACUGGUCAUGAACUCUCCUUUCUAGCAUUUAUCGCUUCAUUGGAUAUGUUGCAACUAUGGGGUGACAUAGAUGUCUCUACAGCUCCAAAUUCAAAGGGAAAUGACAAACUGACAAACUUUGCAGAUGAUUUGAUGUUCAUUUGGUACAAAUAUUACCAUCUGAUUAAAUCGUUGAUCCUUGUAUAUAAUUUGGAACCGGCUGGUUCUCAUGGGGUAUGGGGUCUAGAUGACCAUUUCCAUCUAGCGUACAUAUGGGGUGCAUCUCAAUGGUCUAAUCCUCAUAAUUGUUUCCUUUUGCCAAGAGAUUUAUUAGUUGAUCAACAAUAUGGGUUUUACAAGGACCAGAAUUUUUUCGCUCAAGGUAUAAGUUUCAUAUGCCAAGUCAAAACAGGUCCCUUCAAAGAACACUCUCCGAUACUGUUUGAUAUUUUGCAUACUGUUAGAUCAUGGCAAAAGAUUCAACGAGGGUUGUUAAAAAUGUACGAUGAUGAAGUAUUGAAUAAAUUCCCUGUAGUACAACAUUUUUGGUUCGGUGAUGGGUUUUUCCCCUGGAAAGAUCAAAUAACAGGAAAAGAUCUACCUUUAGUUGAGGCUAACCCUAACACAAAUACAAUUACAAAUAAUGAUCGCGAAUUUUUUACAUCUGUACCGACUGCUUCCAAUAGGUCAUUUGAUCAGUAUCAUGUGAAUAAUAUAUACAACAGUACGAUAUCUUCUUCAUCAAUGUUUAGAAAUGUUCAUGUAGGAGCUAACGAUCCAUUAACCAGGCUGAGAGAUACAUCAUUAUUAUCGUCUUCAUCCACUAAUAUAUCCACUACCAUCAGACCACAACUUUCAUCCGGUAACUCAGUAUCGAAUUCAACAAGAGCACUUACAAAUCUAUGUUCGAGGAAAGGUUCAGGGAUCAUGGGGCCUCCGAGUAUAAGAAAUGUUAAAAAUAUUUUACCGAUGAAUCAACAGAAAAAUUCUUUAAAGAAAUGA
Messenger RNA from Arxiozyma heterogenica, 1449 nucleotides. It is a transcript of the gene RRD1, whose product is annotated as peptidylprolyl isomerase RRD1. Gene Ontology annotation, biological process: mitotic spindle organization. Gene Ontology annotation, cellular component: cytoplasm; protein phosphatase type 2A complex; nucleus. The transcript has a single exon. Gene Ontology annotation, molecular function: protein tyrosine phosphatase activator activity; peptidyl-prolyl cis-trans isomerase activity. Lineage: Eukaryota; Fungi; Ascomycota; Saccharomycetes; Saccharomycetales; Saccharomycetaceae. The record is from RefSeq and is a predicted model, not a curated record. Bases 1 to 1449 code for a protein of 482 amino acids.